Molecule: messenger RNA, 2270 nt
Organism: Culex quinquefasciatus (southern house mosquito)
Lineage: Eukaryota; Metazoa; Arthropoda; Insecta; Diptera; Culicidae
Product: facilitated trehalose transporter Tret1-2 homolog
Exons: 6
Coding region: 708-2246 (512 amino acids)
Biological process (GO): transmembrane transport; carbohydrate transport
Cellular component (GO): membrane
Molecular function (GO): sugar transmembrane transporter activity
Source: RefSeq, a predicted model, not a curated record
AGUCACGAGCAGCCUGCAGGUCGAGCCGACCAGCGAACCCGGACCCGUGGUCAGUCUCCAGCUGGCUGUCGUUCGGAACUAACGUGUGUUUUUGACUCGUUUUUAAGUGGCCACUUUGGGUAGGCCAUUGUGGUGUAUUGUUUGGCUGUGGAUAUUCAACGGACCGUUUGGCGCGUUUGGCUGCCCAAAUUUUGGCACGUGUGUCCCAUUUGGUGUUUUUGCCUACUUGUUGGUUGAGAGUGAGAGUUGCCAGUAGAAUACCUGCGGAAGUACCUGCUUUGAAACAGCUUAUAGUUCAAAGUGGACUGAAGUGACCUCUGGGUUUACCAAGUUGGGACUCAACCCUGGUUGAGCAUGGUCUUCAAAUUGAUAGUUGUGCCAGGUGUAUAAUCUUCGUGAAGGAGCCCGAAAAAAACUCCAAGUUUGUUUAUGCAUCAAUGAGUGGAUCCAUGUGAAACCUCCAAAACGUCCAAACGGACUCACGUCCAGCGACAACCCCGUAGAAAGUUACUGUUUUUUGUCGCUAAUCAGUUCAACCUGGAGAAGGUAGUUAAAAGUUCGUGGGACGUGAAAUGUGCAACGGUUAGCGAGGAGUGUUGAAUGUAGAUGAAUUAAUUUAUGACCGCGAAACGACUGCCGUGAAUUGUUCAACUAAUUUAGUCGACGACAACGUCGGACUUCGGUAAAUCUAAAGGAUUUGUACCAGGAUGGCGGAGGAUGGGGCAACGAUGGAGCCCGAGUGGAAGAUUACGAUGGCAGCGCUGAAACAGACACUGCUCUCCAUUUCCGUGUCGCUGUCCUACUUUUGCAUUGGCCUCGUCCGAGGUUACUCCGCUCCGGCGGUUCCGUCCAUGCACGAAGUCAACCCUGGCCUGCUGCCGGACAAGAACAUCGCUUCGUGGGUCAGCUCGAUUCCGCCGUUCGGGGCGUUCUUCGGCAGCUUGGUUGCGUUUCCGCUGAUGCACAAGAUUGGCCGCAAGUACACGGUGAUGCUGACCUCGCCCGUUUGGGUGACCUCGUGGAUCCUGAUUGCGACCGCCGACCACUGGAAGGUUCUGCUGAUGGCCCGAAUGCUGUCCGGAUUCGGCGCUGGCCUGACGCUUCCGUCGGCGCAGAUCUACGUGAGUGAGUGUAGCGAUCCGAAGAUAAGGGGGGUUAUUGGAUCGCUUCCUUCGUUGUCGAUGUCGGCGGGGAUCUUGGUGAUGUAUGUGCUCGGGAAGUACCUCGAGUGGCGGAUAUUGGCGUGGGUUUGCUGUGGAAUCGCUUGCUUUCUGUUUGUCGCGGUCAUCUGCUUUCCUCAAUCUCCAGUGUGGUUGAAGACGAAGAAGCGAUACGAGAAAGCUCACAACUCUGCAAAGUGGCUGCAUCUACAGGGAUUCACCUUUGAUCCCAAAGCUCAAGAGAUUCAGAAGGCCGUCGGAAAUGGUCAUGCAGUAGAGAAACAAGAAAGUCCGUUCUCCAAGUCAGCCCUCUUCCGUCGAGAGGUCCUGUUGCCGCUGGGUAUCGGACUGGCACUACUCUCGAUCCAGCAACUCAGUGGAAUCGACGCAGUAAUCUUCUUCACGGUGGAAAUCUUCCGUUCGGCGGGUAGCUCUAUGGAUGGUCAUUUGGCCACCAUCAUCGUGGGGGCCGUCCAGGUGGCCAGUAAUUUCUCCUCCCUAUUCGUGGUCGAUCGAGCCGGUCGUAAGCCACUGUUGAUCACCUCCGGCGUGAUCAUGUCCCUGGCGAUGGCUUCCAUGGGAGGGGCUUUCCACCUCAACUCCAUUGGAAAUACUUGCUUUGGCUAUCUCCCCCUAGUGAGUUUGAUCAUCUUCAUGAUUGGAUUCUCCGUCGGCUUCGGUUGCAUUCCGUUCCUCCUAAUGGGCGAACUGUUCCCGACGGCCCAGCGAAGUCUGCUGAGUUCCCUCGCCGGAUCGUUCAAUCUGGCGGUGAUGUUCGCCGUCAUCAAAACUUAUCAUCCCCUUGAAGAUGCCAUCACAACGUCCGGAACGUUCUGGAUGUACAGUGUGCUGUGCGCAAUCGGGGUGAUCUUUGUGAUAGCUUGCGUGCCGGAAACCAAGGGCCGUGAUCUGGAGAGCAUACACAAGCUGUUCGAGAAGCGGGACGGCAGCAGUGGGGGAGACCACGUGGAGGCAGCGGUUCCGACGGCGACCACGACGGCGGCAAGCAAGCUGGGACACGUAAAUACCGCCAUGAGUACGGCGGAUGAGAUUGUGUCCUGCGAUAAGGUGGACACCAAGUUGUAGGGGAAAUAGAUUGUUUUAAUUUAA